Molecule: messenger RNA, 3638 nt
Organism: Prorocentrum cordatum
Lineage: Eukaryota; Dinophyceae; Prorocentrales; Prorocentraceae
Source: the annotation of a GenBank genome assembly
GUCUCUCCCUUUUCCUCGCCCCCGGCCGCGCGCGAUGGCAGACGCCGUCGGUGCCAGGAGCAGGCCCAACACGCGGGAGCCGGGCACCCCUCUCGGAGGCGAGCGAGACGUUCGACAAGGGCUGUUCAGCCCGCUGCGCACGAUGGACGGGGAUGACGAGGAGGAGGAUGCGAGACCGGCAGUUGCCACGCCCCCUACGCCUCCGGAAGCACACCAACAGCCUGUCACUCUCAGUGCCAUCGCAGAGCUCUUGGAACAGACAUUUGACGAACGUCUCCGGCCAGUUCUGGACACGGGUCGGGAGCUCCAGGACGUGGCGAGAGUAGAGGCGAACAUGGACAACAUUUGGGAAGGGAUGGAGGAGAAGAACAACGACCUCAUGGUAAAGAUCCAGGCUGUAAAUGAUGAUCUCCAGAUUUUCAAGACGACCGUGGGCCCAGGAGGGAGGAAGGGCGGGAACGCGCAGGACAAUCAAUUCCAGCAGGACUUGCAGAAACAGAUUGUGCAGCUGGAAGCGCAGGUGCUUUUCGGAGCGAAGUGGAUACUCUCCAAAUGGGGGUUCGUGAAGUCGUCCAUGUGGGUGGACGAGGACGCCUUCGCCCUGCGCAUGGGGGGCGACCAGGUUUUUGCGGCCGUCGUGGAGGAGGGGGCCCUGAAGGUGGAUUUCGAGGAGGGCUGGACCCUGCUCGAGGAGCUCGCCGCCGUGCGCGACCGCGCCCUGUCGCUGAAGAAGCUCGGCAAGCUCGCGGAGGCGGAGCCGCUCAGCCGUCGGGCCCUGGAGGCCCAUGAGCAGGCCUUGGGGCCCCGCCACCCCCUCACGCUGGUGGCGCUGAGCAACCGCGCCUCGCUGUUACAGGCCAUGGGCCAGCGGGAGCAGGCGGAGCCGCUGUGCCGCCGCGUCCUGGAGACGAGGGAGGCCACGCUCGGCCUCUCGCACCCGGACACCAUCACCACCGUGGGGAGCCUGGCGGCGCUCCUGCAGGGGAUGGGCCGGCACAGGGAGGCCGAGGAGCUCUUCCGGCGCGCUGCCAAUGUCAAGAGCGCCAGUCUGGGGCCAAGGCACCCCGACACGCUGGCGGCCAAGGCCAGCCUCGCCUCGGCCCUCAGCGGGGCGGGGGCGCUGGCAGAGGCCGAGGCCCUGCGCCGCGACGUGCUCCGGGCCCGGGUGGAGCUCGGCGGGCCCGCCGAGCUCGGCGGGCCCGAGGGCGCGGGGGCCCUGGAGGCCAUGGCGGAGCUGGCCGCGGUCCUCCAGAGGUCGGGCAAGUACAGCGAGGCAGAGACACUGUGCGUCCGGGUGCUGGCCGCGAGGGAGGCGGCGGGAUCCGAGUCGGGGCGCCUGGCGGAGGCGCGGAGCCGCCUCGCUUCGCUGCUGUGGGAGAUGGGCAAGCACAGGGAGGCGGAGCCGCACCUCCGUGGGGGCGCCGCCGCCGCGGAGGAGGCGCUGGGGCCGGAGCACCCCGAGACGCUCGCCGCACUCGCCGCGCUCGCGGCGGUUCUCUGCAGGCUGGGGUCGAGCGAGGAGGCCGGGGCCCUCUUCCAGCGCGUGCUGCGGGCGCGCGAGCAGGCCCUGGGCCCCGCGCACGCCGACGCGCUCGACGCGGCGGGCGGCCUCGCCGAGGCCCUCGAGGCCUCCGGCAGGCUGGAGGAGGCGGAGGCGCUGCUGCGGCGGACGCUGCAGACCUGCGAGCGGACGCAGGGACCCGCGCAUCCGGAGGCGCUGGCGGUGGGCGGGCGGCUGGCGCUGCUGCUGCAGAGGGCGGGGAGGCCCGGGGAGGCCCUGGAGCUGCUGGAGCAGGCCGUGCUGACGUCGCGGAGGCUGGGCGCUGCGCACCGGGAGGCGUUGGCCGCCGUGGACCGCCACGCAGCGCUGCUCGCGCAGACGGGGAGGUGCGAGGAGGCGAGGCAGCUCUCCGAGCAGGCGCUGGUGACAAGGAUCGCGGAGCUGGGCCCCAGGCACCCAGAGACGGUCGCCUGCAUGGACGGCCUGGCAUCGUUUCUCCACGACUGCGGCGAGUGCGAAAAGGCCGAGGAGAUCUGCCGCAGGGCACUGGAGGCCAGAGAGGAGGUCCUCGGCGCCGCGCACCCCGCGACCCUGGGCGCCGCCGCGCGCCUGGGCGGCCUGCUGCAGGCCACGGGGAGGCACGCCGAGGCGGAGCCGCUGGCGCGCCGCACGCUGGAGGGCCGGAGAGCUGCGCUCGGAGACAGGCACCCCUUGACGCUGAGUUCCCUCAGCAACCUGGCGGUGCUGCUGGAGAAGCUGGGCAGGCUCCAGGAUGCCGAAUCCGUCAGCUGCGGCGCGCUGCAGGCCUAUGAGGAGGUGCUCGGGCCCGACGAUCCGCACACGCUGACCUGCCGCAGCAACCGCGCCGUGCUGCUGCACAAAUUGGAGAGGUUCGACGAGGCCGAGCUGCUCUGCCGGUCUGUGCUCGAGGCACGGGAGAGGACUUUGGGGCCCAUGCACGCCCUGACGCUGAGCGCCAUCAGCAACCUGGCCGCGUUGCUGCAGGAGACGCGGCGGCUGGAGGAAGCCGCGGCCGUGUGCCAGCUCGCCCUGAGCGCGAAGGAGAGCGCCCUGGGGCCCGACCACGCCGACACGCUCAUCUCCCGCACCAACUACGCGGCGCUCCUUACAGAGAUGGAGCGGUUCGAGGAGGCGGAGCCGCUAUGUCUCCAGGCCUUCGUUGCCUCCGAGAGGCUGCAUGGGCCCACGCACCCAGAAACCCUGACGGCCCUCAGCAACUUGGCCGUGAUCAUGCAGAUGCAGGGCAAGCUCGAGGAUCAGGCGCUGCCCCUGUGCAGGGUCGCCUACCAGGCCCGCGAGGAGAGCCUGGGGACCGACCAUCCGGAUACCCUCACGUCCCUGGGCAACCUGGCUGCGGUGUUGCAGGAGCUGGGCAGGGCCGAGGAGGCGGACGCCCACCUGCGGGAGCUGCGGGCCCGGCAGGAGCGGUCGAGGCCGCAGACGCGGGCGGGCCCGCCGAGCGUGGUGAACAAGCUGUGCUUGCGGUCGGAGGCGGAGCCGCUCGGCUGCUGGCGCGGGGAGGACGCCGCGGCGCCGUGGUGCGGCGGGCGCACGUUCUGCGGAGCAGAGCGGGGCCCGCACAGCCAAGCGUUCCGUUUCGCCUUGAGGGCCGUCCUGGGCGACCGAGGCUAGCUUGGGAGGAGGAGAAGAUACGGUCGGAGCGAGGCGUGAGAGCACGUGCGGUUUGUGUUUUUGCCCGCGGAGUGUCUCGUGGUUGUGCAGCGUACCAUUAUGUGCCUGUUCCAACUUUACCGGUACCGCUGCUUGUCCUGGAGAGCCCUCGUCGCCACGACUGGAUUCUCCGCGAAAUUCUGGUCAGAGCGCACCCCAGGAGAGAUCCAGGGAGUAGCGGUAUCGGUACACGUUGUCGGUUUUCUUAUACCCGCGUUGCGCGUUGCAUGUUUGCACGUUGGUUGGCAGAUCUCAGUAUAGCUGAUCUGCGCCUGUGUUCUUUGUGCCCAGCAACAACUAUUUCGACCAUUUAUUGGCAGGACUUGCCACUGCUAUGCAUGUUGGCAUUUUCCCGCUGUCAUUCAGCAUCCAAGACUCGGGCAGUGCCCAGCCCAUCCAAAGGCGAUGGUCGGGGUCAGCCAGCAGGUGUGCAGGUUGCGCAGGG